This is a messenger RNA of Petromyzon marinus (sea lamprey), 1921 nucleotides long. RefSeq names its product complement C1q tumor necrosis factor-related protein 5-like. Gene Ontology annotation, molecular function: protein binding. The record is from RefSeq and is a predicted model, not a curated record. Lineage: Eukaryota; Metazoa; Chordata; Hyperoartia; Petromyzontiformes; Petromyzontidae.
GCGACUAUAUAGCAGCUCAUUUGUACCCUAAUUUGUAGAAUAAAAUAAUAGUUCGUAGUUUAACUCCAUCCUGUAUACCAUGCGAGCUAGUUAACAUCUCGCCACUGCUGUCCCCAGAUGUCCAUCUCGGCCCUGCCGCUGUUGCUGCUGCUGCUGCUGGAGGUGGUGGUGGUGGUGGGAGCCCAGCAGGAGAGGACCAUCUGUGCGGGCAUCAACGGGAUCCCCGGGCAGCCCGGAGCCCCGGGGCAGCACGGGACCCCUGGGGCCCCUGGGAGGGACGGCAGAGACGGCACUACCGGAGCACCCGGAGCCAAGGGAGACGUCGGGGCUCGAGGCUUGACUGGGGACCCAGGUCUGCCGGGAAAGCUGGGCCCUCUUGGCCAACCGGGGCUCACGGGAUCUCCGGGAGUCCCAGGUGAGCAGGGCGAAAGAGGCGAGAAAGGCGAGCGGGGAGAGAGCGGCGUGGGGCCCAGGUCGGCCUUCUCCGCGAAGGUGGAUGCUUACAAGCCGGCGGCCGGCUCCCCUGUGACGUUCAACGUCAUCAUCACCAACCCACAGGGCCACUACAACCCUGGUACGGGGAAGUUCACCUGCGCCCACCCAGGCGUCUACUAUUUCACGCUGUACGCGCAUCCCAGUGAACAGCACCUCGUGGUUAUGAUCAUGAAAAACGGGGAGGUCAUUUCUAAGAUGUGUGGUAUAAACUACAACGCAAUAAGCGGCAGCGUCGUGUUGAGUCUCAAAGCCGGGGACGAGGUGUGGCUGGAGUUGGAGUCUCCGUACAUUAAUUUUUUUGUCAACGCGCACAGAGACGCCGUGUUCAGCGGCUAUAUCCUGUACCCCGAGUGAAUAUUUUUUGUUUCCAACGGAACACAUUCACUCACACGCACGCGCAUGCACCCCCUCCCCCCCCGUGUUAAAAAAGCUUUUGGGCAACAUCUCAGAAAAAUAUCCAGCAAAAAUGUGCAAAUUUACUUGGGUAGCCCAAAGCUGUGGUAAUGACUGCUAAUUUUCGGAUGUGACAUUUUCACACCAGAGGAAAAAUAGGCCCAGCACUUUUCCUCAGCCACCUCUCUCCAUGUCAGCCAGGGUGUCUGGGCGAAUAUGAAUCGAUUAGACAACGCAGAGAGACAUAGCAGCUUGCACCAACUGAAUAAGUCUUGAAACCUCAACAAUUUUCCCAUCCGGCAUCGGCAGUGAAGGGGGAAAUAUUUCAAUUCGAGCUGAUAGCUGUGAGGGUUGCUCAUUUCUAACAUGGGAGAGAGGAGUUCGGAUCCAUUUUCUCUCCCGUGCAAUUCCCUCAUUUUUUUUAUUGCACGGCAACAGAAAGAAGGACAAUAACUCAAUCUGGAAUUCUGAGAAUCUUAACAAGAUUCGGCACGGCCGAUGAAUCAGAUGCCUUUAAUGACCUCCUGUUACAGGUGCUAGCUAAAGUGACCCCUCGAGAUAUAGUCUUCUUGUUGGGUGGCUUUGAGUCUCGAGUGGGGCAUGAUGCUGGCACCUGGUCUGGAGUGAUUGGAAGGUAUCGGAUCAGAUCAAAAACAACGGUUGGAGGCUGCUAUAUUUUUGUGUGGCCCAUGGGCUUGUAAUUACCAACACGCUGUUCCAGCAUCGGUGCAUCCACACAACAAUGUGGAUGCAUGCCGGGUCCAAGCAAGAACAUCUUCUGGAAAAGUGGAUUUGCGCCCAUUUCCUUGACACCAGGCCAUACCGUGAGGCUGAUCUGCCCACUGACCAUCGGCUUAUCAUUUCUAAGAUGUGCAUGCCAUUCUUCCACUCCGGUAGUGGGUGUACAUCCAGGAACGUAUUCGAACAAAUAGCGGCCUGGUCUCAGCUAUCUAAUGAAAGUUGCAAGUGAGAAUUUCAUGAUCACUUGCAGCUGGGGUUUGCAUCUUCCACCAUUCCUGAUGCCGAGGGGAAA